Phytophthora nicotianae INRA-310 is the source of this 3114-nucleotide messenger RNA. RefSeq lists its product as hypothetical. Bases 87 to 2792 code for a protein of 901 amino acids. Gene Ontology annotation, molecular function: calcium-activated cation channel activity. The record is from RefSeq and is a predicted model, not a curated record. The transcript has a single exon. Gene Ontology annotation, cellular component: plasma membrane. Lineage: Eukaryota; Oomycota; Peronosporomycetes; Peronosporales; Peronosporaceae.
CUAUGCGUGUCAAUGCCAAUCAAAAAAUCUUAUAGCCGACGUCUGUCAUUUGCCAAGACGCUGUGCGCCCCAAAGAUAGAGUCGCCAUGGGUAUGCACAUUAAUACGGAGCAAGUGAAGACGCAGGCGGCUGCCAACGUGCUGCUAACGAGCGUAGUCGUCUACUUCCCUCUCUUUCUGGUGCUGGUCUUGCUGUACGAAACAUUACGCCCUCGUGUGCCACAUGUGUACUCGCCCGAGAAUCACGCUGACUUCCCUGAAUCGAAGCAACGCAAGUUUCUAGGCUGGGUGCCCUUCGUGUGGCGCAUCGAUGAGGCUCAAGUGGCCGAAAAAUGCGGCCUGGACGCAUGGGUACUGUUACGCUUCAUGAAAAUGGGGCGCAAGGUAGCGCUACUAUGCGUCGUGUGCUCGCUCGCUCUCUUCCCCAUGUAUUUCUUCACGGCGGCGGUGUUUGAGGAGCAGGAGAAACAGCGUCAUCAUAUGAACGAGUUGUUACCUACGCGAGGGGGAGGAGCUAAUGAUACUGUCGCUGCCAUCACUUCCAUGAUGAUGAUCAUGUUGGACGAACAAGUAGAAACUGGAAAUGGCACGACAAAUAUCUUGUCCUCGGACGGUAAAGUGAAGCUGGAUGUAGUAGACAGACUCACGAUUGCCAACGUGGGUAAAGACGACUGGAGGCUCUUCUUCACGGUGUUCGUCGCCUACAUGAUCAGCAUCUACGUCAUGCGACUGUUGCUGAAUGAAUACACAGUCUACCGUAAGCGUCGUCACGAGUUCCUGAUGCGCAAACAUCCGCAGCAGUACAGCGUCGUCAUUUCUGACCUCCCUCAGUCACAACGUCGUCCACAGACGCUCCAGGCGUAUAUGGAUUUCCUGUUCCCUAACUCUGUGCACUCCGUCUACAUUGGCGUCGAGUGUGCGGAGCUGGAAGAACUCCUGGACAAGCGCCAGGAACUCGUAUACCACCUUUAUGCUGCGAAUGUCAAGCUGAGCGAGGCUAAGACCAAGGCUCAAGACCAUGAUAUCAUCAAGCGACCGAAAGAACUGAUUGGUCGUCGUUUCUUCGGACUUUGUGGUGGCGGAAAGGAGGUCGAUGCCGUCGAUCACUACACCGAAGAGAUGGAGAAGCUGGAGGCCGAGAUUGUUCGCGUCCGGGAUGAGAUUUUGCAGCGCCAGUCAGCAGAGAAGGCCAAGGAAGUCACCAGUAACAAGGAGUACGGCUCGACAGGUACUACUGCACCACGGGGCUUUUCUGGUUUAAGUGAACUGGCGGAGAAGCUGCGAAGGACGAAGAGUUCGAUGGGCGAUAGUCGAUGGGGUGAAGAGACUCUGCCGUUGCUUCACGUCAGUGUACCGGUUCCCAAGCGGCCCAAUGUCAUGCGUAGUUGCGCUUUUGUGAGCUUUCGCAGUAUUCGAUCUGCACAGGCAGCUCAGCAACUGCUUCAGGUAGAGAAUCCACGUCGAAUGAUCGUUCUACCAGCGCCCAACAUUCGUGACGUCCAAUGGAAGAACUUUGGUCUGCCGCACAAGCUGAAAGCGAAGUGGAAACUCAUUUCGAUGGGAGUUUCUCUAUUGAUUGGAUGCUUCUGGACUGUGCCGACGGCUUUUGUCGCUUCCAUGGCUAGCGUUGACGAACUCCAGCACCUCUUCCCGUGGCUUGGUGGCUUUCUAGAAAAGCAUCCGUGGCUACUUAUUGCUCUACAGCAGACGGCACCGCUGGUCUAUUCAGCUAUGAACGGUCUGGCAAAUGUGAUUUUCAAGCUACUGUCGACACAAGAGGGAUAUUUGUCCAUUUCUGAGGUUGAAGCCAGUCGCUUUACGAAGUUGUGCUUUUUCCAAGCGUUCCAGAUGUUCUUCGUGUCGGCACUCGCGGGGUCCAUCAUUACAGAGUUUAUGCUCUUCUUGGACCAACCACGCAUGCUGUUCUUCUUCCUGGGCAACACGAUUGCGAACCAGUCCAUGAUGUUCAUCACGUUCAUCAUCACGCAGUUUUGUGUGGACAUGUCUCUAUUCCUGCUGCGUGUAUCACCGAUGGCCAUCUCUGCUGCUUAUCACCUCCUGGCCCCAAUGCAUGCGAAGCUGCCGAAGCCUCGAGACUGGAUGGGUCUUUGCCCCGUCAACUAUCAGACCGACCUUGAUGCUCCGAUGAAUCUGGCCCAGCAGUAUCUCGUGUUCUUGUUCGUUGUGGUGUUUGCUCCCAUUGCGCCACUUGUGGGGUACUUUGGCGCGAUGUUCUUCGUGGUAUCCGAGCUUUCGUACAAGCGUUGCUUCUUCUUCGUCAACAGCACGCGUUGGGCAACAACAAACUCGAUGGGGGUAUUUUGGCCACCGCUGUAUUCGUUCGUGAUCGGUGCACUGAUUAUUGCCCAGUGCACGCUGAUUGGAUUGCUAUCGUUAAAGUCUGCUGGAACCGGACCGAUCGUGCUCACUGCGUUGCUACCCCUCAUAACGCUUAUAUUCCAUUGGUAUGCUGUUGAUUUAUCCCAUCUGAAGCGUGCUGCUGAGAACCUGCCACUGGACCAAUGCUGUGACGUCGACGAGGAGCGUAAGGAUGAUUCGUUUGAUUUUCUGGAUGGUGUCUACCAGCAACCAGCCAUGAUUGAAGCAUUCCAGCCGGCUUCCGUCCUCGCUCGUGACCCUGAAAGUGGUGCCGGUGCCGCCAUCGAUGCCACUAACGUACAAGAGGAACCAGCCGUCGAGCCACUGAACAAGCCAGCGAAACCUAUUAGCCAGCAGACCCGUUUGGCGGAGCUCAACAAGGAUAAGAAAGACGAGGACAAGAAGACCGCAUAAAUACUGCAGGGUUAUAUGAAAGAGUUUUAGUCGGCGUCAACCAUAACUUCCUUUCACACUAACUCUGCAAGCUUUAAAGGCGUGUUCGCGAAGCCCAUAAAUCAUCAUUAUGGCUCCCAACAGGACAUUUCGUGCUUAUCUCAAACACGACAAAUCUAAAUGUCAUUAUCUCGCCAAAAUGGCGAUGUAAGCCUCGUUUUGAAAACCACUAUGGCCACUGCAUCUUAAAACGGUCGGGCGGAAAUGAUGCAGAUACUCUUGUUAUAUAAUCUUGAUUACAGCGGAAGCCACUCAACACUGCCAUAAGGAAAUAUCAUCUGCA